GCAGGCGGGUCCAGGAAAGUCACGCCAGGCCGCUAAAACUCUCAACCUAAAGUAAACAUCAUUAACUUUGUUUGAAAUUCGCAGCAUGGCCACAUCAGCUUCUCAACUACGACAAAAGUCAUGGAGACAAGAUAAGUUUCUCAUCUCAACUGACCCCUCAUUGAUCCCAGUCGAUAAAGUCAUCGAAGUCUUUACCUCCGACGAAUUCUACUGGGCAAAACCUCUCCCAGAAGAUGCCACGCGCGAAAUGCUCGACAAUGGUCUUUGCUUCGGUCUCUACGACACAGAUCAAGAAUCACCGCCCCAAUCUCCCGGCAACUCUACCAAAAAGAAGUCCUCCGGCCCAAAGUUCAUCGGCAUAGCUCGGUGCAUUACAGACUUCACAACAGUCAUGUACAUAACUGACGUCUGGGUCUCCCCCGCCUAUCGCAGCGAAGGACUAGGCACAUGGCUUAUGGAAUGUAGCAUGCUUGCUACAGGCGAUUGGGACAAGAGUGUUCCGUUUUAUGAGAGGGUUAUGGGGAUGAAGGUUACGGAGGGGACGAGGGGAGAGACGAGGGCGAUUAUGGAGAGGAGAGGGCGAGGAAAUCCGAGGUAUGAGGAGGAGAGUAAAGUGAGUAACGAGGAAUAG
Molecule: messenger RNA, 631 nt
Organism: Fusarium redolens
Lineage: Eukaryota; Fungi; Ascomycota; Sordariomycetes; Hypocreales; Nectriaceae
Exons: 2
Coding region: 86-631 (181 amino acids)
Molecular function (GO): acyltransferase activity, transferring groups other than amino-acyl groups
Source: RefSeq, a predicted model, not a curated record